UAUGCUGUUCGGGGAGAAAAAGAACUUUUGUUAGAAAGGAGAUUUCAGAAAUGAUUUUGGAUCCUCUAUAAGUGUUUUGAGAGUUCUUGGGGACAUUAGCUCUAAUCCUGGAGUGAGUUUCUGCCUUUGACCUGCAUGGAUUAUUUUUUCAGGCUGCGGAAUUUCUCGGCGCCUACCUGCAGUGUGGGGCACUUGGUUUGGUUGCAGAGUAAGAAGGUGGAAGACUGAGCUGUACUUGGUUAAACAGUUGAAAUCUUUUUUGAGCAGGAUCUAUAAGAGCAUAAUUGAAUUGGUUUCACCCCCGUGGAUUCCAGUGGGCCCGACAGCGCAACAGGUUUGCAGAUUUCUUUUGAAAUUCUUUUUAUUCUCCCUCUGCCUCAGCAAAAGAAAAGAAUCUGUAUAACAGGUUCAUGUUCAAUUGCUUGGCUUCUCAGCACUUAUUCUGAAGACUUUAUAAGAUUUUUUAAUUUGACCUCUGAACACAGUGGGCUUUUGCGGUUGGAGUGCAUUUAUAUUUACUUAAGGGCGCACAUUUAAAAUCUUAGAAUGAGAUUUUGUUUGUACAAAGACCCAAAUUCUCAAGUGUGUGUAGAAAUAGCACAGAUCUACCCUACUCAGGCUUUAUACUUUUUCAGGGUAUUCUUCUUAGAACUUGUAGAGCCUACUACCCCUAUCUUUUAUACCCCACCCCCUCAAGGAAUUUGAAAACGUGUUAGGAAUAGUCCUUUGUUUUACUUAAGAACCUAAAAAAUUACAGAUUAUAAACUUGGGAUCAUAGUUUCCAAAAGCAUCUCAUGGGAAAUCAAAGUGCUUGGCAUUCUCAAGCAGGAGAAUAAAAGCUGGAAUCCCUAAGAGAGAAAGAAAAAUAAAGAUAGAAAUACGAUUUUUAACUGGGAAAAAUAAUUGGAAAGCUAACCUUUUCAAAUAUUUUUCUAAUUAUGCAAGUUGGAAAAGGUUGUGAUGCUUAGGAUUAUCCUGUAAUAUGUGAAGACAUAUAAAUUACAACCUAAUUUAGAGGCAAAUUUAGGUAGAACAUUUAAAAAUUAUAGCAUAUUUAGGUUCAUGAAAAGUAUUAUAAAUUUAGUGGGCCUAGAACUUUGGCUACAUUGAAAUACAGUUUAAUGUGGAAACUUUUAUGAACACAUGUUAUAGCAUCUUUGGACAUCUCUCAAGAUGUGGCCUGAAAUAAUGUUUCCUCUCCUUCCCCAUGAAAACAAAAUUCUCCUGUGAUCUUUAUGGUCUUUUACCACUGACAAAUUGUGCUUAAAAAGAACCAUCUCUUCAUUUUCUGAGCUGGAGUUUUUCACUCUCACCUUCGAUGCAUGGCCUUAGUUAUUUACUUUGCCUUGUUUUGUUCAUUAACAUUGGGUUUAGUGGCUCGACAAUUUGAUGCAUAUGGAAGACCAGCACCAAGUGAUCUGACAUAAUAAAAAUUCAGGAUGUGACAUUCAACCUCAAGCAAAGUUGGAAAUUCCAAAGAAAAGUGGCGGUAUCUUUACUAUUAUUAGUGAAGAUGGGAGAAAAUGACCUACCUGAAGCAGAAGUGGGCUGAAAACACCCUCUUCCUUGCCGGAUCAGGAAUGCCACCUGUUCUUGGGAAUAGGAGAAAGGAAGGGCCAAAACUAUGACUUGGCUUUCUGAAACUGAAGUAUAAAUACUUUCUUCCUUCAUUUGUCUAAAUCUGAGAACCUGCGUUUGGUAUUAGCCCGUGGAAGCAGUAUGUAUGGCCGAAGUGCAUUGCUGCAGCUGGUAGCAUGAGUGGUGGCCACCAGCUGCAGCUGGCUGCCCUCUGGCCCUGGCUGCUGAUGGCUACCCUGCAGGCAGGCUUUGGACGCACAGGACUGGUACUGGCAGCUGCGGUGGAGUCGGAAAGAUCAGCAGAGCAGAAAGCUAUUAUCAGAGUGAUCCCCUUGAAAAUGGACCCCACAGGAAAACUGAAUCUCACUUUGGAAGGUGUGUUUGCUGGUGUUGCUGAAAUAACUCCAGCAGAAGGAAAGUUAAUGCAGUCCCACCCCCUGUACCUGUGCAAUGCCAGUGAUGACGACAAUCUGGAGCCUGGAUUCAUCAGCAUCGUCAAGCUGGAGAGUCCCCAGCGGGCCCCCCGCCCCUGCCUGUCACUGGCCAGCAAGAGCCCCUGGAUUCCUGCUUUUUGUUCUCUUUCUGGAUCUGCUCUCUGCUCUGCCUGGUUAGCUAGAUUCUGCUUCCCCAAGCCUGCUCCUGGAGCCCUGGCCCGGAUGGCGGGUGAGCGAGGAGCCAGCGCUGUCCUUUUUGACAUCACUGAGGAUCGAGCUGCUGCUGAGCAGCUGCAGCAACCCCUGGGGCUGACUUGGCCGGUGGUGUUGAUCUGGGGCAAUGAUGCCGAAAAGCUGAUGGAGUUUGUGUACAAGAACCGAAAGGCCCAUGUGAGGAUUGAGCUGAAGGAGCCCCCAACCUGGCCAGAUUAUGAUGUGUGGAUCCUCCUGACAGUGGUGGGCACCAUCUUUGUCGUCAUUCUGGCUUCGGUGCUGCGCAUCCGGUGCCGUCCCCGCCACAGCAGGCCGGAUCCCCUUCGGCAGCGAACAGCCUGGGCCAUCAGCCAGCUGGCCACCAGGAGGUACCGGGCCAGCUGCAAGAAGGCCCAGGCUGAGUGGCCAGACUCAGGUAGCAGCUGCAGCUCAGCCCCUGUGUGUGCCAUCUGCCUGGAGGAGUUCUCUGAGGGCCAGGAGUUACGGGUCAUUUCCUGCCUCCAUGAGUUCCAUCGUGCCUGUGUGGACCCCUGGCUACAUCAGCAUCGGACUUGUCCCCUCUGCAUGUUCAACAUCGUAGAGGGAGAUUCAUUUUCCCAGUCUGUGGGACCCACUCGAUCUUACCAGGAACCAGGCCGGAGACUCCAUCUCAUUCGCCAGCAUCCGGGCCAUGCCCACUACCACCUCCCUGCUGCCUACGUGCUGGGCCCUUCCCGGACUGCAGUGGCCCGGCCCCCACGACCUGGUCCCUUUCUACCAUCCCAGGAGCCAGGCAUGGGCCCUCGGCACCACCGCCUCCCCCGAGCUGCACACCCCCGGGCUCCAGGCGAGCAGCAGCGCCCGGCAGCAGCCCAGCACCCCUUCGCACAGGGCUGGGGGCUGAGCCGCCUCCAACGCACCUCACAGCAUACAGCCCCUUGCCCAGUGCCCCCACGCCGGGCCAGGCCUCAUGAGAGCAGUGGGUCUGGAGAAAGCUACUGCACAGAACGCAGUGGCUACCUGGCAGAUGGGCCAGCCAGUGAUUCUAGUUCGGGGCCCUGCCAUGGCUCUUCGAGUGACUCAGUGGUCAACUGCACAGACGUCAGCCUGCAAGGCAUCCAUGGCAGCAGUUCUACCUUCCGCAGCUCUCUGAGCAGUGACUUUGACCCCUUGGUGUACUGCAGCCCCGAAGGGGAGCCCCAGGAGGAGGAGACUCAGCCCAGCAUGACCUCUCGGCCCCGUUCUUUGGACUCAGUGGUGCCCAGGGGGGAAACCCAGGUUUCCAGCCAUAUCCACUACCACCGCCAUCGGCACCACCACUACAAAAAGCGCUUCCAGUGGCAUGGCAGGAAGCCUGGCCCAGAAAUGGGGGUCCUGCCGUCCAGGCUUGAGGUUCCUCGGACACAACCAGAGCCAGAGCUGCCUUCUCCUGCUCAGCAAGCUGCCAAAUGCAGUGCAACAGCCUCUUCAGGGCAGCUCCCCAACCCACAACAACCCCGGGCCCUCACAGAGCCGGCCCCAGACCCACCUGAUGCUUCCAGCCCCCGUCCCAACCCCAGCAGCCUCUUCCACUUGCAGAAAUCCAGCCUUUCUGUCCGACACCCACAGAGGAAACGGCGGGGGGGUCCCUCAGAGCCCACCCCAUCCUCUCGGCCCCAGGACUUGACUGCACACCCAGCUUGCCAGAUUUUUCCCCAUUAUGGCCCCAGCCUGGCAUACCCUUGGUCCCCAGAGGCCCACCCAUUAAUCUUCGGACCUUCAGGCCUGGACAGGAGGCUGCUAGCAGAAACCCCAGGCUCCUGUUACUCAAGUUCACAGCCAGUGUGGUUGUGUCUGACUCCACGCCAACCCCUGGGACCACACCCACCUGGGGAGGGGCCUUCCGAAUGGAGUUCCGGCACCCCAGAGGGCAGGCCAUGCCCUUACCCACACUGCCAGGUGCUGCCAGCCCAGCCUGGCUCAGAGGAGGAGCUGGAGGAACUGUGCGAACAGGCUGUGUGAGAUGUUCCGGCCUACCUCCCACCAAGAGUGUGCUCCAGAUGAUGUGGGCCUCAGAGUCCUGCUCCUGAGAGAAGGGACCUCAGAAAACACCCCUCUUUUGCCGUACUUGCCGUACUUCCUGAAACCACUGGAAGAGGAGUGGUGAUGGUGGGUGGCAAGAGGUGUUUCCUGCUCCCAGCUCCAGACCGUGUCUGCAGAACACAUCUGCAGUGCAACAAAUCUGUGUCCAGCAGGGAACCAGCUACUGCCUGUGUGGGCUGGCUCCCUUGAGGGCCGUUUUUUGAGAGCAGGAAGCUAGGUAUGGGUAGAUAGGUGUUUAUAAAGGUGCUGCUCCCUUCCCCAGCCCCUGCAGGUCUCCCUCCUCCCAAGCCUCAUGUUCAUACCAGCCAAUGGGUCCAACUGAAUGCAUGACCCCUUCUCACCUCAUUCUUUGGGUGAGUCCUGCACACCAGCUGCUGGUAAGGCUGCUGCAUAGCGGCAACCCUGGCUCUUAUCAUUUUCCUUUUUUGCAAAAGGAUCAGGAGUAUAGGUGAGCCCCAAGCCCUAAAAAGGGAGGCUCUGCAGCUUCUCCAGGCAGUACCUGCCUUGGUACAUAACAAAAUAUGUUUUUUUCCCUUCUUGUUCUUAAUUUUCAGAUAUAUUAAGUCAGAGGGGAGGCUCUGGGAAGCCAGAGUAUGGAGUUCUCUCCCCACGGUGGUACAGCACUUUGAAGAACCUGGGAUGAAGCCUCUGAUCUUUAAACUCUCUCGUCACUCUAGCAGCCCCAAUUUCUCUAGCAGUUGGGGGCGUAGUGGGAGGGAAUAACUCUUCCUUGGAGAUCUCCUAUCUCUCAGUCCCGAAGUGGCAGAAAGAAGAGGAUUUCUGCUGGAGUUCACCUAGGAAGAGGGAGGAUGGAAUGAAGGUAGAAAAGACAGAAUUACAGCUGAACAAGGACAAUAAGGAAUUUUUCUCUGGAAGUUUUUCUCUCAGAGCAGGGAUGGGGAACAGAAGAGAACAAAGGAAAAGCAAAGUGGGACCCUUGGGUUUAGAUGGCUCAGAGGCCCAGCUUCCCAGUGUAAGCCAUACAGGCCAGGGACACAGAAAGGUGUGCACGCGAGUGGCGUUGAAGCAGGAAGUCUGGUCUGAACAGCUGGUACCGAGUGGGCAAGGGCUGAGGGGCCUCCUUAAGGUGACAUUCACCCCAGGGCAGCUUGACCAUUGCUGGCCCCUCAGGCAUUAUCCCAUUGGGAAUGUGAAUGUGGGAGCAAAGUGGGCACAGGACCCCACCUGGGAAUCUUCUUCCCUCAGAGUCCGUGGGGAACUUGCACCUAGCCACCCACAUGGGUAUUUAUAUCUGAACCAGACAGAAAGACGCUUGAAUCAGGCACUAUGUUGAGAAAUGUAUUUAUUUGCUAAUAUAUUUAUCCAUAAAUGCG
Messenger RNA from Rhinolophus ferrumequinum (greater horseshoe bat), 5620 nucleotides. It is a transcript of the gene RNF43, whose product is annotated as ring finger protein 43. Lineage: Eukaryota; Metazoa; Chordata; Mammalia; Chiroptera; Rhinolophidae. Gene Ontology annotation, molecular function: frizzled binding; ubiquitin protein ligase activity. The transcript is spliced from 10 exons. The coding region runs from base 1755 to 4205 and encodes 816 amino acids. The record is from RefSeq and is a predicted model, not a curated record. Gene Ontology annotation, biological process: Wnt receptor catabolic process; ubiquitin-dependent protein catabolic process.